UCGUUUGGUGCGAGCUAGACUUAAAGAUAUCAGCUACUUGGGGAAGUACAUCCGUGUUGUAUCUCGUCCUUGCUUUUUUUUUUUUUUUUUUGGCGUAGUAUAACUUUGUAAACAAGAUUUGAGGAACAGAUAAUUUCUGCGCACUCACAGGAAAGUUUUGUGGCGUUAUGAUAUACUGCGACAGACACCCAGUUUUGGGCAUGGAAGAUAUAUGAUAAUGAGGAUAAUCGGUGUCAACCGUGUCAGGCGGAGUCACCCAGUGUCACUGUCAGUGUCAGUGUCAGUCACAUGUAGAUGUGCACAGCGGAAUGUAAACAAGAGUAACAAGUGUCAGUGGUACCGAGCAUCGCCCUAAAUACUCUUUCGACGUUGCUCUACGAUAUUUCAAACUAUCAUAUUUACCACAUGGCGGAAUAUACAGAUUGAAUUGUGGUGAUUUUAUCCCGUAACGAAUUAAAUCAGUGAACUUGUUCCUAAAUACUAAGGAAUGACAAGAUAGCCUAGCUACCCAAGUACUACCACUCCUCGGUGAAUGGUUAAGCUAGGCCUAGGUAGGCUGGUCUGCAGCGAGGACGUUAGCCUAGCUUAUGGACUUCUUGUGAAAGAAUGGCGUCAUCAGCUUCCCGUUCUGAAGUGGAUGAUGAUCGAUGGUUUUUUGGCAAGAUUACUGCUGAAGAAGCAAAUGAAAUCCUUGCUGAAGAAGGGGGUGAGGAAGGAACAUUUCUUGUGCGAGAAAGUUGUUCCUCGCCUGGAAAUUACGUCUUGUCUUUUAUCACUGAGGCCCUUCCACUUCACAUACUAAUCCGGAAGUAUCAUGAGGAUGCAUUUUUUUCAUUGGUUCUUGAAAAUGAGCCACCUGUGUUUCAUGGACUUGAUAGUCUAAUUAACUAUUACUGCCAAAACCCAGUGGGUGAGUCUUCAACAGUUCUCAUCCGUUCCUGCUGUGGUGAACCACUUCCUGCUGAAGUAAGAUUGCAUGGAUCUUCCAGUCUACUACACAGGUCAACCAGUCAAGGAAAUAUAACUGUUGUAUCUGAGCUCUUGAAGUCUGGAUAUAAGAAACUUGAUGACAAGAACAACAAUGGCCAGACAGCAUUACACAUUGCAAGUGUGAAAGGUCAUGUAGAAAUUACAGAAAUGUUAAUAAAAGCUUCAGCUUUAAUAGAGGUUCGAGACGGAGAAGGUGUCACUCCUUUGCACCUUGCUUGUAGACAUAAUAGACCUGCUAUAGUACGACUUCUUGUAGGCUUCGGUAAAGCUGACUUGCAAGCCAGAGCUACAAAAACAGGUGCUGUUGCAUUACAUGAGGCUGCUGAGAAUGGUAGUGUAGAUGCUGCAAAAUUGUUGCUAUCAUUUCACGCUCCAUCAUGUCCACAAAACAAAAAUCGAGAAAUACCAGCUUUUUUGGCAAAGAAAGGUGGACAUAUGGAAUGUUAUAAAUUAUUAGUUAACCAUCAGUGUCCUGUGCCCCAGUUGCCAAUAAAAAGUUAUUUUCAUGGAAAAAUUGAUCGUAGUGAUGCCACAGAAAGACUUCUAAGUGCUCCAGAAGCACGAUCUGGGUAUUUUCUCUUGAGACAAAGUCCUAGAAAACAGGAUGUCUAUGUGCUAACAUUGAGGUUUGAAAACCAGGCAUACAAUUAUGAAAUAUCAAGAAAGCAUGGAUUGCUACAUAUUGAUGAAGGUCCACUUUUUCCAUCUGUUGAAUGUCUAGUGGAUCACCACGUCCGUUUCACAGAUGGUCUACCUUGUCGAUUGGUAAAGCCUGUGUCACCUCCACCUGGCACUGUUAAUGAGGUGCUUUCCAGUAAUACACUAAGUAUUAGCCAAUUUCAGUUUGAAAGAUUACUUCAAGGUGGUGCUACUCGCAUUAAUGAAGACUUUGAAAGUUCUCCCACUAGUUCCUUUGAGAGCAGAAGAGUGCAAAAUCCAAAUAUUGUUGUGACUCAGUCAACACCCCGCCCAGCAUCGGAUUUAAUUGAUCUUCAUGGACAAGGUGUCAUAUUCCAAAAAACUUCACAUAGCAGUAGUAGUCCACUUCAUUCUCAGACUCCUUCUCGAGACAGCCUAAGAUUAGAUUUAAAGUCUCUCUCAAUUGAUAAUCCAAUACAAAAUAGUGGAAGUAGUCCAACAAUGGAUGGUAACAGAACUGAUGAGAUAUUAGGGGAAAUAGAUGUCAAUCAUUUAAGUGCAGGCCAAGUUCUAGGAAAUGGCGAGUUUGGCUCUGUUAUGAAGGGUAUAUGGUUAAGCCCCUCAGGUGAUCAAAUUGAAGUGGCUAUUAAGACACUUCACAUAGAUGAUAAUGUUCAUAAGGAGAGUUUUCUAAAGGAAGCUGAGGUUAUGAUGAACCUGAACCAUCUAUAUAUUGUCAAGUUGGUGGGUGUAUGCCAUGGUCCACCAUUAGCAAUGGUACAAGAACUAAUGGCUAUGGGAGCUCUCUUGGACUUCCUUUUGGAGCAUCCUGAUCAAAUAUCUGUUGAUUUCCACUUGAAGCUUUGGGCAGCACAAAUAGCUGAUGGAAUGGCAUACUUGGAGCAAAAGCAUUUUGUUCAUCGUGACCUUGCAGCUCGCAACAUUCUUUUAUCAUCAAUGACUUUAGUCAAGAUCAGCGACUUUGGACUCUCUCGGGCAUUAGGGGGUAACAAAGAUUACUACACAUCCAGCAAAGGAGGAAAAUGGCCUCUGAAAUGGUGUGCUCCUGAGUCAAUCAAUUAUGGCACAUUUACUCAUGGUAGUGAUGUAUGGAGUUAUGGUAUCACACUAUGGGAAAUGUAUACUUUUGGUGAUCAACCAUAUGGGGAACUGCCAGGGUUCAAAGUUGUCGAGUUACUUGAGAAAAAAGAUAGACUCCCUCAACCAGAGAAAUGCCCAGACUCAGUGUUUAAUUUGAUGAUGCAAUGUUGGAGUUAUAAGCCUCAUUCCAGACCAUCCUUCAAGGAGUUGGCUACGUUGUUCAGGACAAAGCCCGAGUAUGCAAACAUUAAGCCAUAUUUCAAGUGAAUCUCAAUAUCUGGACAUUGUCAAGAAAAAAACACUUUGGAUUGUGCAAUAAUGAAACUGAUGAGUCUCAAGUUCAGUAAAUAGAUAAUUACAAAGCCUGGAUUCCAUAUAUGACAGAGCAGUAUUCCUUAAUUUAUAUAAAGUAUUACAUUGUUGAUUUGGUAGGUGAAUAUAUACAUGAAUUGAUUUAUUUAGAGGACAAAAUA
This is a messenger RNA of Macrobrachium nipponense, 3203 nucleotides long. RefSeq names its product tyrosine-protein kinase Shark-like (gene Shark). Lineage: Eukaryota; Metazoa; Arthropoda; Malacostraca; Decapoda; Palaemonidae. The transcript has 11 exons. Bases 607 to 2997 code for a protein of 796 amino acids. The record is from RefSeq and is a predicted model, not a curated record. Gene Ontology annotation, molecular function: ATP binding; protein binding; protein tyrosine kinase activity. Gene Ontology annotation, biological process: protein phosphorylation.